GACCUGGCGCGGGCUCGGCUCUCGCGUUCUCGACCCGUGCAGCACUCCAGCCCGCCAGCCGCGGGAGCCGCCUCCGCCCCCGGAUGGGCUGAGGAAGUCGGGAGGGUGGGGGAUCCAGCCGGAGCCCGCGCGGAGAGCGCCCCGCCGCUGCCUGACUCGGCGCCCGCAAUCCGGGCGCGGCGCACCGGCCACUGCUGCACGGAUGUCCCCCGGAGCUGCGGGCUGGCAGGACCUGCUGCUUUCCCCUGAGUUUCUGGGGUAUGGAAACUGCAGUCCCCGCUGUCUGCCCAGCCCUCCUGUGUACCUGCUCCCUGUCUGUCCCAUUGGGGUUGGUGGCUACCCUGGGGAAUUUUGCUGUUCAGCAUCUAUAAGUACCUACAAGUCUGGGAUCCUGAGGCUGCCAGCGGACUAUGGGUACAACGGCCAGCACAGCUCAGCAGACAGUCUCGGCAAGUGCCCCCUUUGAGGGUCUCCAGGGCGGAGGCACGAUGGAUGGCCGGCAUUCCCUCAGUGUCCACUCCUUCCACACCACGAGCUUGCACAACAGCAAGGCCAAGUCCAUCAUCCCCAACAAGGUGGCUCCUGUCGUGAUCACAUACAACUGCAAGGAGGAGUUCCAGAUCCAUGAUGAGCUGCUCAAGGCCCAUUAUAAGCUAGGCCGGCUCUCCGACUCUACUCCUGAGCACUACCUGGUACAGGGCCGCUACUUCCUGGUGCGGGAUGUCACUGAGAAGAUGGAUGUGCUGGGCACUUCAGGGAGCUGUGGGGCUCCCAACUUCCGACAGGUGCGGGGUGGACUUCCUGUGUUUGGCAUGGGGCAGCCUAGCCUCUCAGGGUUCAAGCGAGUUCUCCAGAAACUCCAGAAGGAUGGACACAAGGAGUGUAUCAUCUUCUGUGUGAGGGAGGAGCCUGUGCUGUUCCUCCGUGCUGAUGGGGACUUUGUGGCCUACACACCUCGAGACAAGCAGAGCCUUCACGAGAACCUCCGGGGCCUGGGGCCUGGGGUCCAGGUGGAGAGCUUGGAGCUGGCCAUCCGGAAGGAGAUCCACGACUUUGCCCAGCUGAGUGAGAACACGUAUCUUGUGUACCACAACACAGACAACCUCCGAGGGGAGCCCCAUGCAGUGGUCAUCCGGGGUGAGGACGACGUGCAUGUGACUGAGGAGGUGUACAAGCGACCGCUCUUUCUGCAGCCCACAUAUAGGUACCACCGCUUGCCCCUUGCAGAGCAAGGGGCCCCCCUGGAAGCCCAGCUUGAUGCCUUUGUCAGUGUCCUCCGGGAGACCCCCAGCCUGCUGAGGCUCCGAGAUGCCUCUGGGCCUCCCCCUGCCCUCCUCUUCAGCUGCCAGUCAGGUGUGGGCAGGACUAACCUGGGCAUGGCUCUAGGUACCCUCCUGUUGUUUCACCAAGGUGGCGCCAGCUUUCAGCCAGACGCUGCCCCCCCACAGACCAAGCUGCCCAUGGAGCAGUUCCAGGUCAUCCACAGCCUCCUCCGCACUGUGCCGCAGGGAUGGAAGAUGGUGGAGGAGGUGGACAGAGCCAUUGCUGCCUGUUCAGAGUUGCAUGACCUAAAGGAAGUGGUCCUGGAAAGCCAUAGGAAGUUGGAAGGUGUCGGGCCAGAGAACCCUGUGCAGGGAAGUGGUGGUCAGCACAGUGUCCGGCAGAGGGCACUGCAGAGCCUGGAGCGGUACUUCUAUCUGAUUCUGUUUAACUACUAUCUCCAUGAGCAGUACCCCCUGGCCUUUGCCCUCAGUUUCAGCCGCUGGCUGUGUGCCCACCCUGAGCUGUAUCGCCUGCCAGUGACUCUGAGCUCCGCAGGUUCUGUGACUCCUGGGGAUCUCAUGGCCAAGGGCUCCCUGAAGGCGGAUGAUCUCGUCUCCCCAGAUGCGCUCAGCACCCUCAGAGAGAUGAACGUAGCCAACUUCCGUCGUGUUCCUCGAAUGCCCAUCUAUGGCAUGGCCCAGCCCAGUGCCAAGGCGCUGGGCAGCAUCCUAGUCUACCUGAUGGAUGCCAAGAGAAAGCUGCAGCAGGUGGUGUGGAUCAACCUGAGGGAGGAGGUCAUGCUAGAGUAUGACGGCCACACCCACAGCCUGCAGCAGCCCGGGCCUCCCAUGACUUCUGACCAGUUAGAGGCCCUGGAGAUGCAGCUAAAGGCCCAUCUGAGCCAGCCUGGCCCUGCCCUGAAGGGCCCAGCUGGCCCCAGGGUCCAGACGUGCUUCACCAUGCAGGAGGUCUUCAGUCAGCACCGUGGGGCCUGUCCUGGCCUCACUUACCACCGCAUCCCCGUGCCAGAUUUCUGUGCCCCCCGAGAGGAGGACUUUGACCGGCUGCUGGAGGCCUUGAGGGCUGCCCUCGCCAAGGACCCGGGCACUGGUUUUGUGUUCAGCUGCCUCAGUGGCCAGGGCCGGACCACGACUGCCAUGGUGGUGGCUGUGCUGGCCCUCUGGCAUAUCCAGGGCUGCCCCGAGGUGGGUGAGGAAGAGCUCGUGAGCGUGCCUGAUGCUAAAUUUACCAAGGGCGAGUUUCAGGUGGUGAUGAAGGUGGUCCAGCUGCUGCCUGAUGGGUACCGCGUGAAGAAGGAAGUAGAUGCAGCACUGGACACUGUCAGCGAGACCAUGACACCCAUGCACUACCACCUGCGGGAGAUUAUCAUCUGUACCUACCGCCAGGCAAAGGCUGCCAAGGAGGCCCAGGAGACACGGAGGCUGCAGCUGAGGAGCCUGCAGUACCUGGAGCGCUAUGUCUACCUGAUCCUUUUCAAUGCCUACCUCCACGUAGAGAAGGCCCACACCUGGCAGAGGCCCUUCAGCACUUGGAUGCGGGAGGUGGCGUCAAAGGCUGGAGUCUAUGAGAUCCUCAACCAGCUGGGCUUCCCGGAGCUGGAGAGCCAGGACCAGCCCCUCUCCAGACUACGCUAUCGCUGGCAGGAGCAGAGCCGAGACCCUGAGCUCUCUUCUGCUGAGGACUACUUGUAGGAGUUCCUCCUGCUCCCCCCAUUCCUUGAGGCCCCCCUCCCCCCAGUCUGGGGCUUGAGGUUCUCACAAGUAGAAAGGGUUCUCAGCAUCCAGUAGAGACGCUUUGUUUGGAAAGAGGUUUUUUAAUGGAACACACAGAGAAGAUGCACAGCCAUUCCUUGUAAAUCCAGAGGUACCGGACGCUCCUCCAGUGAGGCCUAUGUGUGUGUGCCUUGCACACCGGUGGACAUUGGGUUCACUUUCCAAAUUGCCCUACAGCCAGUGGCCACUCCUGGCCUCUUCCCUCUUAGCAGUCAGAUCACCCUGCCACAUUCCUUCCCAUUCUUCCUCGGGCUGUUCUGCCCCUUGCCCAUCUCCUUUUUAUCAUCUGAGCGCUGCUCUGGGGUCUCCAGCUGCUUGAGGUGAAUGAGGGGAUGGCUCGGGGUGGAUUCAUUCCUUUUAAAGGUAGCUUUGCCCAGUUUCCUUCUGUCUUCUGCCUGUUUCUAGCUUGGGAGACUGCAAGAGCCACCUGUAUGGCUGGGCUGGCUAAGAUUUGGCCUUUCCUCCUUUCCUCCUUUCCCCCUCUUCUCUCUCCUGCUCUGGCAGGGGAUGGAAACAUCAGGUUGUCCCUCUCACUGGGAGCCACAAGCUUCUAGAAGUAUGAGUACCAUGGAGGAGGCCUGCUGGCCUCCUUUGUCCUUUGUCCAAGUCUGAGCAGCAGGUGCCAAGAGCCAUGACCCCUCUGCAUCUCACUGUCCCCACAGCCAGGGGGAGCCCAAGGGUGCCUGGGUUGAGGCUGGUUGCUGGGAGACCUUGGUGACCAGUGGGCCAUGAGACAGGAGUCUAAGCUGUCUUUCUGGUGGGAAGCAGCUAGACAGGUCCUGAUGAGCUGGGUCCAGGGUCAGCUUUGCAUGUGGGCCAGCUGUGGGGAAUAGAUGCAGUGGCUGUGCCUGCAUGAAGGGCUGGAGCCUGGGGUUGACCACCACCCAUCCAUUUCCUUGGGGCCAAGGAGCCUCUUCAUUUGGGCUCAUGCUUUUCUGCUGAAAGAGAAAUACGUCAUUCAUUGGCCAUAGUAUUUAGCAAGGAGAAAAGAGGUUGGAGUUGUUCACAUCUACACAGUAUUGGAAAAUAUUGAUACUCUUAGCUGAAGUCUUUUGCAAAAACUACUGUAUGUCCACCCACAACCUUUUCAGGGCUUUGUUUUUAUUUUUUUAAAUACAUUUUUUGCAUGUAUGCAGAAGUGUUUAUUUCUUUGCAGACAAGGUCUAGUUGAGGAGUUGGAGACAGGGCUGAACUGGGAUGGAUUCUUUGCUUCUCAUGGUUGGCUCUGUCACAUGUGUUGGGACCCUUUGGCCGAUCACGUCACCUCUCUGCCUCAGUUUCCCCAUCUGCAAAAUGGGAGAAUAAUACUUUGCCUACCUACCUCACAGGGGUGUUGUGAGGAAUCAUUUGUGAUUUUUUUUUUUUGUACAGAGCUUUUUAGCAUUAAAUUCAGCUUAACUGUGA
Molecule: messenger RNA, 4460 nt
Organism: Perognathus longimembris pacificus (Pacific pocket mouse)
Lineage: Eukaryota; Metazoa; Chordata; Mammalia; Rodentia; Heteromyidae
Gene: Pald1
Product: phosphatase domain containing paladin 1
Exons: 21
Coding region: 411-2975 (854 amino acids)
Source: RefSeq, a predicted model, not a curated record